Messenger RNA from Pipistrellus kuhlii (Kuhl's pipistrelle), 6264 nucleotides. Its product is annotated as fer-1-like protein 4. Gene Ontology annotation, biological process: plasma membrane organization. Lineage: Eukaryota; Metazoa; Chordata; Mammalia; Chiroptera; Vespertilionidae. Gene Ontology annotation, cellular component: membrane. The record is from RefSeq and is a predicted model, not a curated record.
UCAGGUGUGUGGAAGGUGGGCAGGAGGGUAGAGGCAGAGCCAGUGGCCCUGGGACAAUGGCUCUGACUGUGAAUGUGCGGCGACUGACCGGGCUGCCGGGAACUCAUGACCGACAAGUGAGGCUCAGCUUUCGGGGUUUUAUUCAGAAAACAAGGAGAAUUCACUGUGGCCAAGAAGCAGAUAUCAAUGAGCUGUUCCGCUGGCCACACUAUGGGGCUCCGCUGGCCGAGGAGUGUCUGUCUGUGCAGGUGGUCAACUGCAGCCGUGUGUUCAGCUCCAGGUCUCUGGGGACCCUGGUGAUUUCCUUACAGCAGCUACAGAGCGCUGGGCAUUUCGUGCUGCAGGAGGCCCUUGUGGAUAAGAAUCUGCAAGUGUCUCCGAUCCAGGUGGAGCUUGACCUGAAGUACCAGCCCCCAGAGGGUGCACCUGGAGCCUGGGCAGAGGACGACCCUGGGACACCCACUAGGGACAGCUCGGAGCUGGUCAUCCCCAACGUGGGUUUCCAGGAGCUAGAGUAAGUUUGAGGCCGGCUGGAGCGGCAGGCCGUGGCGUUGGGCCGCAGGCUCGCUCGAGGCCUCGCUCAGCAGGACGAUGAGGACAGUGAGCUGGAGCUGGAGCUGGAGCUGGAAGAUGAGCCUGAGGUGGAGCUCUCUGGCGUCGUGCUCAGUCCCCUCAAGAGCCGGACCCGGGGCCUGUCCCGGAGGGAUCCCUUCCAGGUGCCCAGGGCCCAGGACUUCCAGGUGGGGGUCACCGUGCUGGAGGCCCAGAAGCUGGUGGGGGUCAACAUUAACCCCUACGUGGCGGUGCGUGUUGGGGAGCAGCGCCGAGUGACCGCUACGCAGCGGGGGACAAACUGCCCUUUCUACAACGAGUAUUUCUUGUUCGAAUUUCAUGAGACCCGACUUCACCUCCAAGAUUUGCUGCUGGAGAUUACGGUGAGGGGGUUGGGGUGAGAGGUUUCUGUUAGACAAGGGGCGGGGGCCUAACGCCACUCCCCUCAGGCUUUCCACUCGCAGGCCCUCCCCUUUAUGGCCACCCGGAUCGGCACCUUCAGGAUGGACUUGGGCAUUCUCUUCGAUCAGCCAGGUACUGAGCCGGUCCCCCACGGCGGCCACUUCCCCCGGAAAUGGGCUCCGCUGUACGACCCCCGGGACACGCGCGCCGGGACCAGAGGCUUCGUCCAGGUCACGCUGUCCCUGCGGGGCGAGGGGGCCCGGCCUCCGGGGCGUAAAGGGCGGGGGUUCCGGCUUCUCAGCGGCCCCUCCUCCCCCAGGAACCUGCUCCUGCCGCGCCGGGUGCCGGCCGAGCGGCCGUGGGCGCGGCUGCGGGUGCGGGUGUACCGCGCCGAGGGGCUCCCCGCGCUGCGCCCCGGGCUGCUGGGCGGCCUGGCCCGCGCCCUGCACGACCCGCGCGUCCUCGUGGACCCGUACGUGCGAGUGUCCUUCCUGGGCCAGCAGGUAAGGCUCUCCUGUCCCGGCGAGACGGCGGCGCCCGAGUGGAACGAGCAGCUGAGCUUCGUGGAGCUCUUCCCGCCGCUGACGCGCGGCCUGCGCCUGCAGCUGCGGGACGACGCGCCCCUGGCCGACGUGGCCCUGGCCACGCACGUGCUAGACCUGCAGCAGAUCUCGCACCCGGGCCGCGCGGCGGGGUUUAACCCCACCUUCGGCCCGGCCUGGGUGCCUCUGCACGGCUCGCCCCCGGCGGGGGGGAUCCGGGAUGGGCUUCACAGUCUCAACGAAGGCCGGGGCCAGGGCGUGUGGUUCCGCGGCCGCCUGCUGCUGGCCGUGACCGUGGAGGUGCUGGAAGGGAGCGCGGGGCCGGAGCCGCUCCGGGCCGCACCGGGCUCCAGGCUGUCCCAGCUCCUGGGGAGGAAGAGGAGGAAAGCCCCGCGCCAGACCCCCGCGAGGACGCAGCCGCCCCUGGACGCCAGCCCAGGCGCUGCCGGGCAGGUUCCCGGCGCCAUGGAGGUGGAAGUGGAGGAAUUGCUGCUGCUGCCGGAGAACGCCCUGGCGCCCUGUGACGAUUUCCUACUUUUUGGGGUGCUCUUCGAGGCCACCAUGAUGGACCCCGCCAUGGCCGCCCAGCCCAUCGUCUUCGAGAUCUCCAUCAGUCCCGCAGGCCGGGAGGAGCCAUUGGCAAGGGCCCAGGAGGGAAUGGAGGACAAGAAGGAGGAGGCACAGCAGCCUUUGCUGAAGUCGGAGGUGGGAGUCAGGCUGGUGGAGGAGGAGUGGGGGAUCCCAGCUCAACGGCCUGAACCCAUGGAUGGCAGCGGGCCAUACCUUUGCCUGCCCCUGCGUCACCGCUGGGAGAAUCACACGUGGCGCCUGCACAGCAGUAACUGUGUGCAGAAAGUGGCAGAGAGGCUGGACCAGCGGCUCCAGGAGGUUGAGAGUCUGCAGCGCAGGCCAGGCUCUGGCGCCUGCACACGACACAAGCAGGCGCUGGAAGAGCUGGUGGCCGGGAGCAGGCAGUUCUGCCACAGCGCUGAGCGCAGGACGAUGACGCGGCCCAACGCCCUGGACAGAUGCCGAGGGAAACUGCUGGUGCACAGCCUGAACCUGUUCGCUAAGCAAGGCCUGCGCCUCCUACGGGGCCUGAGACGGGGCAACGUACAGGAGAAGGUGACCUUGUCCAAGAAACUCCUGGCAAAGCUGUGCUUCCUGGCCCAAGAGGUACUGCCUUGCCCACCCGCAUCCCCACCCUGAACACCCUCUCCCCCCCAGCCACCCCUCCCUGACGUGCUGGUCUGGAUGCUCAGUGGGCGGCGCCAUGUGGCCUGCGCCCGGAUCCCAGCCCAGGACGUGCUGUUCUCUGUGGUUGAGGAGGAACGAGGCCAGGACUGUGGGAAGAUCCAGAGUUUGCUGCUCACAGCCCCGGGGGCGGCGCCGGGGGAGGUGUGUGCCAAGCUGGCGCUCUUCCUGUGGCUGGGCCUGGGCAAGCAAGAGGCCUGCACCUCGGCGCUCCCCCAGGACCUGCUGCCCUCCUCCGCAGGGCUGCCUCGGAGCCUGCACCGGGCGGUGAACUUCAGCUACUUCCAGCUCCGGGCGCACCUGCACCAGGCCCGCGGCGUGCUGGCCGCCGAUGGCAGCGGGCUGUCGGACCCCUUCGCUCGCGUCCUCGUCUCCACGCAGUGCCAGGCCACCCGGGUCCUGGAGCAGACGCUGAGCCCCCUGUGGGACGAGCUGCUGGUGUUUGACCAGCUGAUCGUGGACGGGCGGAGGGAGCACCUGCACCAGGAGCCGCCGCUGGCGAUCGUCAAUGUCUUCGACCACAAUAAGUUUGGCCCCCCUGUGUUCCUGGGCCGGGCGCCGGCUGCCCCGAGGGUGAAGCUGCUGGAGGACCCUUACCAGCGCCCUGAGCUGCAGUUCUUCCCCCUGAGGAAGGGGCCCCGGGCGGCCGGAGAGCUCAUCGCCACCUUUGAACUCAUCGAGCUGGACUACAGUGGCCGACUUGAGCCCUCAGUGCCCAGCGACGUGGAGCCACAGGACCUGGCACCCCUGGCUGAGCCCCUCUCCGGCCGCCUCUCCCUGCCGCCCAGUGUGCUCCCUGUUUCCCCCCACCCCUGGGGGUCCCUCUGUCAGGCGCAGGCCCCUGAAUCUGCCACUUCCGGACCCGAGGCGCUGUUCUGGGGCCUGAGGGGCCUGGGCCAUGUGCAUCUGUUCGAGGUGGAGCAGCCCCAGGUGGUGCUGGAGCCGGCUGGGCGUUGUGUGGAGUCUGAGGUCCUGGCCAGUUACCAUGGGAACCCCAAUUUCACGGAGCUCGUCAGGCACCUGACCGUGGACUUGCCAGAGCGGCCUUACCUGCAGCCUCCCCUCAGCAUCCUGGUAAUUGAACGCCGGGCCUUUGGCCGGAUGGUGCUUGUGGGUUCCCACAUUGUUCCCCACAUGAUGCGAUUCACACUCCGGGGUCAUGAGGACCCCCCGGAGGAGGGAGGAGACGAGGAGACAGGGGUCUUGGAGCCCAAGGAACAUGAAGGACAGACGUCCCUGGAUCCCUUAUUGGUUGAAGCCGGGAUACCCAGGCGGCUCCCGAAGGAUCCUCGGAAGAAGCUCCCCCUGAAUGGCCUUCUGAAUCAAGGCCCAGAGCUGGAGGAGGACAUCCCGGAUCCUGAAGAGCUCGACUGGUGGUCCAAGUACUACGCUUCUCUGCAGGAGCUCCGGGGGCAGAUGGAGCCCAACUUUGAUGAAGAUGAAAUGGAUGAUCCUGGGGAUUCAGGAGGGGUCAAUGUCACUUCCGUGGAUGGGGAAGCCCAGGACCAGGGUGAGGCUGACGUCAAAGAUUCCAUGUCCCGGAAAACAGCAAUCGCCACUCUGAAGAUCUACAGCAGGUCCCUGGAGGAAGAGUUUAACCACUUUGAAGAUGUUCCGAGGGCCAGGGGGUCAGGAGGAGAUGGAGAGGGAGAAGGGGCUGGCCAUCUUGUGGGCAAGUUUAAGGGCUCCUUCCUCAUUUAUCCUGAAUCAGAGGCAAGGCUGUUUUGGGGGCCCAAAAUCUCCCGGGGAAUCCCACAAAACCGGCCCGUCAAGCUCUUGGUGAGAGUAUAUGUCGUAAAGGUGAGCACCCAUCACCCCAGCAUGCCUCCAGCAAAGGCAGCUUAUGUGCUGAUGGUGGGAGAAUGGACAGAAGCUUCUGAGACUCCUGAAACUCCUACCCACAUCAGACAGCUUCCUGGGGCGUGGAGGUGUCCUCAGCCAUUCUCCCUCCUGGCCAGGGUCCUGGAGCUCAGCAUCUCUCUCCCUGCUGAGCCAGAGCUGACUGUGGCUGUGUUUGACCAUGACCUCGUCGGGUCUGACGACCUCAUCGGGGAGACCCACAAUGACCUGGAAAACCGGUUCUAUAGCCACCACGGGGCGAACUGUGGGCUGGCCUCCCAGUAUGACCUAUGUCCAUGGCUGUCCCCACAUGAGGCGUACUCCCUUCCUGCCUGCAGGGAUGGGUACAAUGCCUGGCGCGAUGCAUUCCGGCCUUCGCAGAUCCUGGCGGGGCUAUGCCAACGCUGUGGCCUCCCCGCCCCUGAAUACCGAGCCGGGGCAGUCAAGGUGGGCAGCAAAGUCUUCCCGACACCGCCUGAGACCCUGCCCCCAGAACCUAACGUGGCAAGUGAGGUCCCUGAGGAGGCCCAGGCAUUGUUUGUGCUGUGGUGCUGGCAGGAGAUGCCAGGUUUUGGGAUCCAGCUGGUACCUGAGCAUGUAGAAACACGGCCCCUGUACCAUCCCCGCAGCCCAGGGCUGCUGCAGGGAUCCCUUCACAUGUGGAUUGACAUCUUCCCCCAUAAUGUGCCUGCGCCACCCCCAGUUGACAUCAAGCCUCGGCAGCCAAUCAGUUAUGAGCUCAGAGUCAUCAUCUGGAACACGGAGGAUGUGGUUCUGGGUGACGUGAACCCACUCACUGGAGAGAUGUCCAGUGACAUCUACGUGAAAAGCUGGGUGAAGGGGCUGGAGCAGGACAAGCAGGAGACAGACGUGCACUUCAACUCUCUGACCGGGGAGGGCAACUUCACCUGGCGCUUCGUGUCCUUCGACUACCUGCCCACGGAGCCGGCCGGACCCUUCGCGCUGGAAGAGGCCGAGUUCCCGCCGCCCGCCCCGCUGGUCCUGCAGGCCUGGGACUACGACCGCAUCUCCGCCAACGACUUCCUCGGGCCGCUGGAGCUGCAGCUGCCGGACAUGGUGCGGGGCGCCCGGGGCCCGGAGCUGUGCUCCGCGCGGCUGGCCCGCCGUGGGGUGGGGCCCCGGUGCAGUCUGUUCCGCUGCCGCCGUGUGUGGGGCUGGUGGCCGGUGGUGAAGCUCCGGGAGCCGGAGGAUGAGCAGCGGGAGCAGCGGGAGGCCCAGGCUGGCAGGAAGCGGCGGUGGAGGAGGAGAUGGAAGGGCCGGCCAGAAGACUUAGAGUUUGCAGACUCCGGAGGCAACGUCUACAUCCUCACGGGGAAGGUGGAGGCAGAGUUUGAGCUGCUGACGGUGGAGGCGGCGGAGAAGCGGCCAGUGGGGAUGGGGCGCGAGGAGCCCGAGCCCUUGGAGAAGCCCAACCGACAGCCGGCCAAAACCUCCUUCAACUGGUUUGUGAACCCGCUGAAGACCUUCGUCUUCUUCAUCUGGCGCCGGUACUGGCGCAUCCUGGUGCUCCUGGCGCUGAUCCUCCUCUUCCUCCUCCUGGUCUUCUACAGCAUGCCCGGCCAGAUCAGCCAGGUCAUCUUCCAGCCCCUCCACCACCCCCCGGGCCCCAACUGACCUGGACACUCCUCCCUUCGCACCCAUCCCUCACUCCUAC